Molecule: messenger RNA, 7353 nt
Organism: Helianthus annuus (common sunflower)
Lineage: Eukaryota; Viridiplantae; Streptophyta; Magnoliopsida; Asterales; Asteraceae
Product: short-chain dehydrogenase TIC 32, chloroplastic
Exons: 9
Coding region: 6227-7177 (316 amino acids)
Source: RefSeq, a predicted model, not a curated record
AAAUGUACAUUUAUGAUCAGUUUUAAUAUCAUUAUAAUAUAAUGUAUGUUUAUGGUGUUUGUCACAUGUAUGUUGGACGAAUGGGCUAUGGAGCAUGGGCUGAAUGGAGUUGGGCUUUAUAAAGCAUGAAGAUAGGAAGAUGGGCUAAAAGAAGCAUGUUCGUGUGAAGAUGGGCUUGUCAGUUGAAGCCGGGUUAUUAUCAACCCGGAUAAAGUGUUAGUUGGAGCGAUAUUUAAGAGAAAGUCCAGAUGCUUCUCAAUUAUUCACCAAGAUAUUUUCUCUAUCUAGAGUCUGAAGAGAUAAUAGCUUUUAUGUUCGUUCCAGAAGAUAAGAAGACUUCUAGGGUUUUAUUCUGCUGUUCAUCCUUUCUUGCUCUUGUCUCCUUAUCGUUCUGCUGGCAAAUCAGAUAAGUUUAUGUGUAGUCGAUUAUCACUUACAUUCUUCUCUCUCAUUGUGUUAUUGCUCAGUCUGUUCGACCCAGCUGUUAGGGUUUGUAAUUGUGUAGUUGUUCUUGUGAAUCUCUCAGCUGUAUUGUGAGAGAUUUGUGUCUGUAUUUCUAUAGAUAAUCAUCUAUUGAUGAUUAUCGUUUGAUCUUUGGAUCUUGUAUUCUUCUGGUCUUACUGUUCUUGUAAGAUCUUGGGUAUUUUGGGGGUUUUUUCUGGUUUGGGUUAAUAAAAGUUUCUCCACGUUUUGUCGCUUAUUUUGUGUUAAUGUUGUUUCUUGUAUUAUGUGUUGAGAAUAUAUACCAUUUUUGACAUGGUAUCAGAGCCGUAAGGCUCAUAAUUUGUAGUUUUUUUAUCGGUUCGUUGAUUCUGGGUGGUUUUUCAUAUAUAGGGUUAGGUUUUUUUAUCAUUAAAUUCUUCCGCUGUCAAGAAAGGUUUACAUUUAAUCUGCUAAACAUUAGUUGUGUACAGUGGUUCAGGUUUAUGAAAAUUAAUCGUCGUAUUUGUAUGCAAGAAGUCUGAUUGUUUUCUGUAGUGUCUCUAGAUCUGUCCCUUGCCAUUUGAUUCUGGUGUUUGAUUGUGGGAGUUCUUUAUAAAGCUCCGUUUUAUGGUUCUUCCGCUGUGGGUUAUUGAUUUGGAUUUAGAAUUUUUUUAUAAAGCUCUGUUUUCUGGUAUUAUUAAAUGUUCUUGGUAAUUUAAUCAAGAUCGUGUUUGUAUUUGUUAAAAUCUGGUGAAGUUUUGUUCGGUCAUGUUGUUCUUUGUGUUUUUUGUGUUGUAUGUUUCAUUUUUUUUUGGGUUUCUCUUUGUCUGGUACGUUUUGACCUGUUUCUUGGAGUGUGUGCAGGCUCGCAUCUGGUGAAAUCUGUUUUGUUGUUUUUUGGUAUGGCACAAAUCCUAGUUAGGGUUUGUUGGAGGUCAAGGAGGUGUUCUAUCAUCUGUUAUUCUCAAGACCUGUGUUGGUCUCUGAACCCUAGAAGGUUCAGGGCAAACUGACCAGGUGGUUUUGGUUUGUGGCUUAGUCAGUUCUUGUAGUUCUCGAAAACUACAGUUCUGAUCUUUUUUUGGAGCAUAUUGCACCCUCUGUAAGAUCUUUCCAUUUUUUUUCUCGUUGUUGGUUAGUUGAAGUCGGGGUAGUGAGGACCGGCACCCUUGAUUGUUUGUUAUUGUUGAUUCUUGUCUAUUCUGUGGUUAUCUGUUCUUUUGUUGCUUGUUGUUAUCUGUUUUUUUUUCUUGUUGAUUACUUGUAUAUUUUCUGUUGUGUUUUGGUUCCUUGUCUUAGAGUGUGGCUCCUGUAUUAAGACCUGUCCAGGCACUAUAAGUGAUGAACCUGGAAUCUGGACACUGAUACAGCUUCGCCUUAGGGUUUUUGGUUGCAUAUAAGUUGACUGUUGUUUCUGUGAGUAGUUGUCCGUCUGUUAACUUGUGUUCUCCUUCUUGUAUAUAGUGUUCAUUUACUUGUUUUUUGUCUUGGUUUAAAAUUGCUAAAUUGUCUAAGCAUAGAUUCAUAAAAGCAUUUGUUGAGGUCUUAUGUUCAUUAACUCUAUGUUAGGAUAUAAUUGUUAUUUGUUAUGUGAAGAUUUUUUGAUUGACUGCUCAAUGUCUCUUGUUGAGAACAAUCGAAAUGUAUGUCUUUCAUAUGAGUUGUAUUUUUUUUUCUUCAAAUGUUUUGUGGAUUAUGGUAAAGGAGUUAUUUAGAAUCGGUUCCUGUAUGACUAUUAAAAUUGUUAAAUGGAGGUUUGAUUUCUUUUCACUGUCCAUAUAAAUAAAUAAAAAAUUUAAAAGGUUUGUGUGCUAUGUCUUAAUCUGUUUAUGUUUUCUUGUGGGUAUCAUGUUAUCUGUUUUUUAUGUGUUUUAUGUGAUAUUUGGUUUGGAUCAGGUGAUUUGAUUUUUUUUUGGCUGUCAAAGUGUCUUCUGUGCAUAGCCGUAUGUCUUAUUGUUUUGUGUGGUAUGGUUAGUCGAACUAUGUGGUUCGUGUGUUUCUAACCAGCUGUGUUGUCAAGUGUGUUCUUGAAUAUGUUGUGCAGCCUUGUUUGCAGUUUAUUUUGUGGUUUGUCUUGAAUACUGCUAAAAUGCUAUUUGUUCUUGAUAUUUGUGUCUGCCUAGCUAUGAUAUCUGUAUGAUGGGGAUCAUUGUCCUAAAUGUUGUUAAAUGUCUUGUAUUUGUAGUCUUGAUGUUUACUUGUCUAUGAUCUUGUUUGUAUGAUUAGCUUGAGCUGUAUGGUUCAUGUUUAUUUAAUGGUAUUGUCAAGAUUAUUUUGUAUAUGUGAUAGCCUUAUAUGUAAUCUCUUGUGAGAUAUUUUUGGCUAUGUCUUAUUGUCUUGUUAUUCUUUGUCUUGUGCGUGAGAUAUUAAAUCAUGUGAUUUUGUACUUCUUGUUUAUCAGUCUUGGUAUGAUUCUUAUGAUUCAGUAUUUCGUGAAAAGUUUUUUUUAAUCUAGUCAUAAAUCUGUUUUCUUGGUUGUUGAGUUAUGUGGUUUACAACUUUAAUCGUUUAACUAGUUGUAUUUCUCAAGAUUAUUUCUUGAAUGUUUAUGAUGAUGGCCUUGUGUUUUUUCUCUUGUGUAAGAGAUAUUUUUCUGGUCUUAAAAUCAUGUGAUUUUCUAUUUUACCAGAGUUUGUAUAGGCUGUAAUUGUUGUCUGGUGUAGAAGUGUGUACUUCUCGUUAUGAUCAGACUUGUUCUUGAAUCUUGUGAUUCCUUUUUAGAAGUCGUGUGACUUUUGUGUUAUCAGAUAUGAUGUUUCUGAUAGUUUUGAUUGAAUCGUGUGGUUCAUUUUUUGUUGAGAGGUUGUAAAAGUUUUUGAUUGAAUCAAAUUAGUCUUUAAGUUCCUCACAAGUCUUGUCAUUUAGAAAUGGUUUUAAAGUCUUAAAAGUCGUGUGACUUUAUGUUUCAUCAUAUAUGUAUGAGUGUAUCUGAUUUUAAAAUCGUAUGUUUCCGUGAUGUGUAAAUCUUUGUAUGGUCAGAUAUGUUUCUGAUACUAUUAAUGAAUCUAGUGAGUCUUUGUUUUAUUCUAUAUGGAUCUGGUAUUGUGACAGAACCUUGUGAAUCUUUAGUCAUUGUUUUACUAGAUUUUUUAUUCUCUUGCAAACAAGUUCAUGUCUUUGUUAUCUUUGGAUAUUCGUUUCAGUGUUAGAUAAAUUUGUUUUGUGUAUGGAAUUAGAUCUUGUCGUAUUGAUGAGUUUUAUGUCUUUGAUCUGGGAAAGUGUUUUUUAGAUCUGUCUAAAAUUUGUAUUUGGUUCAGCCUAUGGGUAAAUCAUAUAUCUUGGUCUCAGAUUUCGGGUUCUGAAAUUUGGGUUAUUUCUGAUUGUUGUUUGGAAUCUUGUGGUGUCUUGUUUGAUCAAAUUUGUGAAUUUGAUCUUGUUGUAGAAUCAUAUGAUUCUUUGUUAGUUGGAAUAUGUUUUCAGAAAUGUUGAUUUUUUGGUUGUUGCUAGAAGUUGUUUUGUCUGUUAGUUAUUUUUCGCUAAUGAUUUUUUUUUUUGAUGUGGAUCUAAAGUUCACUAUUCAUUUGAAAGUUGUUGGUUUACCGAGUUGUAUGACAAAUUUACUUUGUAUACUGUGUUGGUAUGUGUCUUGUGUUUUUGAUUCUCAGUGGUGGAUUUAAUGUUCAUAUGUUGGUUAAAAAUCUGUGAUGAAAAAGGCUGUUGUAAUCGUAUAUCAAUAUGUUAUAUAAUUUGUUUUGAUGUCUUCUUCUAAAAAAAAAGGAAAGUAAGUCAUUACAUCUUUAGGAUGGUUAAGCUGCAACAAUAAAAAGGAGUGCUUGGUUGUUAUAUAGAUUUUGGUUUGUUCAGUAACAGAAACGUAUUGCCACUUGUGGGCCUUGCUACAAUAGUGCGCUGGGGUUAUCAAGCAUGUUUGACAACUGAAUUGAGGGGGGAUGUUAAAAGUAGCUAAGCUAUGUUUUCUUUUCUUUUCUUUUCAAUUCAGUUGUUUACUAUUUUUGUAAAGUUAAUUGCUUAUUGUAUUUGUUAUUCUUAUUGAAGAAUAAUAAAUAAGAUGAAGGGCUGAUUAUGAAAGCUGAUUAUGAAAGUCUAUGCAAGCUAAAGGGCUGUUUGGUUAAAAAGCUUAGGGGUUGGAGUUGUACAGUAUGAUGUCUAGAAGCAAAGGGGCUUAAGGUGUAUGUCCAGGAAAUUGUAACGAGUAUAAAAGACUUAUUGGUGUUCAGAUUACAAGUCUUUGAUUAGCUGUUGUGCACACUUCAACCUAAGUCACAUACUGAGUUGUCAUGGGCUGAAUGGAGUUGGGCUUUAUAAAGCAUGAAGAUAGGAAGAUGGGCUAAAAGAAGCAUGUUCGUGUGAAGAUGGGCUUGUCAGUUGAAGCCGGGUUAUUAUCAACCCGGAUAAAGUGUUAGUUGGAGCGAUAUUUAAGAGAAAGUCCAGAUGCUUCUCAAUUAUUCACCAAGAUAUUUUCUCUAUCUAGAGUCUGAAGAGAUAAUAGCUUUUAUGUUCGUUCCAGAAGAUAAGAAGACUUCUAGGGUUUUAUUCUGCUGUUCAUCCUUUCUUGCUCUUGUCUCCUUAUCGUUCUGCUGGCAAAUCAGAUAAGUUUAUGUGUAGUCGAUUAUCACUUACAUUCUUCUCUCUCAUUGUGUUAUUGCUCAGUCUGUUCGACCCAGCUGUUAGGGUUUGUAAUUGUGUAGUUGUUCUUGUGAAUCUCUCAGCUGUAUUGUGAGAGAUUUGUGUCUGUAUUUCUAUAGAUAAUCAUCUAUUGAUGAUUAUCGUUUGAUCUUUGGAUCUUGUAUUCUUCUGGUCUUACUGUUCUUGUAAGAUCUUGGGUAUUUUGGGGGUUUUUUCUGGUUUGGGUUAAUAAAAGUUUCUCCACGUUUUGUCGCUUAUUUUGUGUUAAUGUUGUUUCUUGUAUUAUGUGUUGAGAAUAUAUACCAUUUUUGACACACCCAAUUAACCUCAAAGUACAACCCUCAGUACAAGACAUGUUAAAAUGAGUUUUAGGUGUUGUGGUGAUGGGAUUACAUGUUCUCGGAUAUGAGUUGAGUCUUGCAAAACGCCAAACAAAAUUCUCAAAACAUAUAGAGAAGAUUAACAGGAAGAACUACAUAAGGACAUCCAUCCAUGCUACAUUAAACAUAAGGAUACAUGGUGCAUCAUUGGAGUUACCAAGUAGCGGCGUUUGACUUCAUAGGGUUUUCGGUAACACCAGUGUCAUUCACUCGGGUAGUGGGUUUGGCUAUUGAUUUUGGCUUCUAGUACUCGAUUGUGAUGGUGGAAAUUUAAAGGGAACGUGACUUUCAGGCAAAUGCCUAAAUGGAUAGUUUAGAACACCACCCAUUUAGUUUGAGUAGUUUCCUUAAAAAAAAAUAAGAUGGCUUAAUAUGAUUGAUUGCUUUAAUCUAAGUAAUUUGGGUUGACCAUAUCGUACCUAAGAAAAAAAUAUAAAUUAUAUGUUAUGUUUACACCCAAAACCAUAAUAAAACAUGAAUUAUAUGUUAUGUUUACACCAAAAACCAUAAUAAUGAAAGUCCACAUAUGUGGAAUCUUCCAUUCACAUCUUAAACUGAAGAAUAAGCAACUUCUAUCUCGGUUUUUUUUUUCUCACAAGUCAUAAAUGGCAACUUGAACAGCAAAUUAUCGUUGUCAUUCUUUAAUUUAUUGUUUAUUUACAAAUUUGCCCCUGACACACGUGUACAAGGUCAAUCCAGAUCCUUCUGAGUGUAUGUAUAUAACUGAUUCUUUGUUGUCAUAACUUGUCACACAACAUUGGAGCAAAUUACUACAAAAACCCUAAAAAAAAAGAUCCACUUUUGGUGUCUCUAAUUCUUGAAAAAAAGGUGAAAACAUGCCUUGGCUAAUUGCAUUCAAGGGAAAAUCUGGUUUCUCUGCAAAACACACAGCUGAACAAGUUACAAAAGGAGUUGAUGGUCAUGGCUUAACUGCCAUCGUUACAGGUCCUACAAGUGGUAUUGGGCUGGAAACCGCGCGUGUGCUUGCUUUGCGUGGUGUACAUGUAGUUAUGGCAGCCAGGAAUGUGAAAGCCGCUACAAAAUGUAAGGAAGACAUAAUAAAGGGCUGCCCUAAUGCUACCAUUGAUGUUAUGGAGCUUGAUUUGAGCUCACUGGAAUCUGUCAGAAACUUUGCAAAUGAGUACAUUUCCAAGGGUCUACCCCUCAAUAUCCUCGUUUGCAAUGCAGGAGUGAUGGCUCUUCCAUUUACCCUUACCAAAGAUGGAAUUGAGAGUCAGUUUGCAACUAACUAUCUUGGACACUUCCAUUUGACGAAUCUGUUGUUGGAUACGAUGAAAAAUACUGCUAAAAACUGUGGAAAAGAAGGAAGGAUUGUUAUAGUUUCAUCAGAACUUCAUAAGAUGACUUACAAAGAAGGAAUCAUGUUCGACAAGCUAAAUGAUGAAAAAUGCUACAACAGUUACCUUGCAUAUGGACAGUCCAAGCUUGCAAAUAUUCUACAUGCUAAUGAGCUAGCAAGGCGCCUCAAGGAAGAAGGGGCUGACAUAACUGUUAAUUCAUUGCAUCCUGGACUCAUUGCAACAAACCUUUCACGUCACUCGAGUUGUAUGUCAGUAUGCUUAUUUGGAGUCAUCAGACACUUUCAAAAGAAUAUCCCACAGGGAGCUUCAACCACCUGUUAUUUAGCAUUAAACCCAAAGGUUAAAGGAGUUAGCGGCGAGUAUUUUGUUGACAAUAAUGUGGCUAAAGCGAAUCGUAAGGCCAGAGAUGUUGAGUUGGCAAAGAAACUAUGGGAAUGCGGUAUGGAGUUGACCAAGUCAAAGUAAAUUUGACACUUAUUUUGGUGGUCCCUUUGUAAAAUAGUCCAUGUUUUCUAUUAUUUUGUGAUUUUGUUUUUGUAUGAUUUUUUUAUAAGAACCGGUGCGGUGUCAUGUAAUGUGCACGUAUUCAAUUCUAUGUAAUGUUGAAAUGUUUUUUGGUAUUACUUUAGUCUCGUGUUAUA